GUCCAGAGGCAGAUCCAGGAGGAGCUGGACAGUAAGAUUGGGGUGGACCGGUCCCCCAAGCUUAGUGACAGAGCCAGUCUGCCCUACCUGGAGGCCACCAUCAGGGAGGUGCUAAGGAUCCGUCCUGUGGCCCCUCUGCUCAUCCCUCGUGUGACCCUCAGUGACACAAGCCUUGGAGACUUUAUAGUGAGGAAAGGAACCCACGUCAUCAUCAACAUGUGGUCUCUGCACCAUGAUGAGAAGGAAUGGGAAAACCCUGAGCUCUUUGACCCUGGGCGGUUCCUGAACAGUGAUGGCACAGGUCUGAUCACCCCAUCACCCAGCUAUCUGCCAUUUGGUGCAGGUAUCAGGGUGUGUCUGGGUGAGGCCUUGGCCAAGAUGGAGGUCUUUCUCUUUCUGUCUUGGAUCCUACAGCGCUUCACUCUCUCUGUCCCACCAGGCCACUCUGUGCCCAGUCUGGAAGGCAAAUUUGGUGUGGUCCUCCAGCCGGCCAAGUACAAGGUGAAUGCUACGCCCAGACCAGGCUGGGAGAGAAAGCAGUGCCAGGCGUAAUGAGCUUUGCCCCAUGCUCUUGCAGUGGUGGCUCUCAGUUAGGGUGUGAGAGUCUGUCAGGCUUGUUUCAUCUUAACAUACAUCAUCAGGAAGGAGAUCAAGCAUGCACCAGUGAACUAGACAAGUAAAA
Messenger RNA from Monopterus albus (swamp eel), 682 nucleotides. It is a transcript of the gene cyp17a1, whose product is annotated as cytochrome P450, family 17, subfamily A, polypeptide 1. Lineage: Eukaryota; Metazoa; Chordata; Actinopteri; Synbranchiformes; Synbranchidae. The record is from RefSeq and is a predicted model, not a curated record. Gene Ontology annotation, biological process: progesterone metabolic process; hormone biosynthetic process. Gene Ontology annotation, molecular function: steroid 17-alpha-monooxygenase activity; heme binding; iron ion binding.